Molecule: messenger RNA, 3328 nt
Organism: Oldenlandia corymbosa var. corymbosa
Lineage: Eukaryota; Viridiplantae; Streptophyta; Magnoliopsida; Gentianales; Rubiaceae
Source: the annotation of a GenBank genome assembly
GGUAUAUAUGCAUAAACAAAACAAAAGAUGUUAUGUUGCCACGAUGUCGAUGUCGUGUUACAAAUUAGAAAUUACCCCGCUUAUUAGUUUCUACUAGUACGUUGAUAAUCAUAAAAAGGACAAAAUAUGGAUAACCACUUAUGAGGGGAAGAGAAUUAGUGUGUAGUGGACUAGUAAAAACAAAAUUGGAGCCUAGCUCGGAGCAGUAACAACCAUCAAUCCAUCAGUACUAACAGGUUCCUUAUUGGUGAUUAAAAUUUCUGAGCAAAUUUCCUUCUUUUUUCUUAAUCAACAAAAAAUGGCAGAAGCAAUCCCAUUUGGUAUUGCAGAAAAGAUAUUGAUGAAGUUGGGUUCAUCGGCUUUUGAACAUCUGGCUUUGAUCAGUGGCAUAAAGGAUGAAGUGAGGAAGCUUUGCAACACGUUGACUACCAUCAGGGCUGUGCUUGUUGAUGCAGAUGAGCAGCAAGAAAAGAGCUUUUUGGUGAGAAACUGGAUCAAGAAUCUUAAAGAUGUUGUGUAUGAUAUUGAUGACAUCUUGGACGAAUUCUCAACCAAAGCCUCCAAAUCUGAGCCAGACUUUGCUGCAAGAAUGAAAACUCAGGUCAGUCAGUUGUUCUCAUCCUCAAAUCAAGUUGUUUUUCGAUACAAGAUAGGUAAAAGGAUUAGAAAUGUCACAGAGAGAUUAGAUGAGAUGGCUUCUGAUAUGGCUAAGUUCAGCUUUACUGAAAGAUAUGAUCAGGUUAGAAUUAGGAGCAGAGAUAGAGAAAAAACACAUUCUUUUGUGUUAGCCACAAAUGUGGCUGGAAGAGAAGAGGACAAAGAAGAAUUGGUGAAGUUAUUGAUUAGCCCGAGUGAGGAAGAGUGUGUUUCAGCUCUGGCAAUUAUUGGUAUAGGGGGUCUUGGCAAGACUACACUGGCAAAAUUAGUCUACAAUGAUGAAAGAAUUGUUGAAACUUUUGAGCUGAGGACUUGGAUAUCUGUUGCUGAUGAGUUUAAAGUAGAAUCAAUCCUUGAGAAGAUAUUGUCAUCUUCGGGUGAUCUUGAAAUGGAUGCGGAACAUCAAGGGCUAUUGGAUGAGAUAGAGAUUGAACGGCUUCAGAUACUUGUCCGGAGAAAACUUGAUGGGAAGAGGUAUUUGUUGGUGAUGGAUGAUGUAUGGAGUGAAACUCGCGAGAUAUGGAUUCAGCUGAGUGAGCUGCUGUUUGGUGGUGCCGAGGGAAGUAAAAUUGUAGCGACAACGCGUAGCCAAAAGGUCGCAUUUGCUAUGGAUGCAGAAUGUAUGUUCAUGUUGCAGCGGUUACCAGAAGAUGCAAGUUGGUCAUUGUUUAAACAGCUUGCAUUCAGAAAGGGGCAUGAGGAUAAGUAUCCUAACCUUAUGAAGAUAGGGGAAAGUAUUGUUAAAAAGUGCUAUGGAGUUCCACUGGUUAUAAGAACAUUAGGAAGCAUGCUGAGAUCCACAAAGGAAGAGAAAGAGUGGUUGUUAGUUCAGAAAAAUGAAAUUUGGGAACAUCAUGAUAUCAUGAAGAUAUUGAAAUUAAGCUAUGAUCAGUUGCCAAGUGAUCUAAAGCAAUGUUUCACCUACUGUUCAUUGUUCCCCAAGGGCUAUGAAUUUGAAAUUCAGGGCCUGAUUCAAUUGUGGAUGGCACAAGGUUUCAUUAGUCAAUCUGAAAUGGGAAAACAGCUGGAAGAGACAGGAAUUCAGUAUGUUGAGGAGUUGACCUUGGGGUCUUUCUUUGAGGAUGUUAAAAGAGAUGACAAUCAGAAUGUGACAAGUUGCAAAAUGCAUGACCUGAUGCAUGAUCUUGCAUGCUCAAUUGCAAAACCUGAAUUAUGCGUCGCAGAAGCCGAUGGAAGGGACAUUUCUGGAAGGGUUCAGCAUGUAUCCUUUGGGACUUAUUUGCCGUUCUCUUGGACUCUACCGCCAUCAUUGCUCAAAGUGAAGAAAGUAAGGACAUUAAUGUUCCCACUUCAGUAUCAAAUGGGAUGCAGGAUUUCUGAUGAGGAGAUCUUCGCAUCCCUUAUGCGACUGCGCGUGUUGGAUUUACAUAAUCAAAGGAUUGAAAAGUUGUCAAGAGCAAUAGGUGAGCUGAUCCAUUUGAGGUAUCUAGAUCUUUCAAAGAAUGUGAUGACCUCUCUUCCCAGGUCUAUCGGAAAGCUACAAAAUUUACAGACUUUGAAACUUGAGAGAUGUUACAAACUCGAAAAACUACCAGUUGAGAUAAGCAGAAUUGUUACUCUGAGAUACCUUGAGAACAGCAAAUGCAACAAGCUGAAUCACAUGCCACAGGGAUUUGGCAAAUUGACUUCUCUCAGGACACUACCAAGAUUUGUCCUGGGGAAAAGCUCUUCCAUCUCCAAAUGCGGCGGAUUGGGCGAGUUGAAGUACCUAAACAACCUGAGGGGAGAAUUGAGUAUCAUAAACCUUGAGAAUGUCAAUGAUAUCAGAGAAAGUGAAAAUGCAAAUCUGAAAGACAAAGAAUACCUAUAUUCUUUGAGAUUGAGUUGGUGCAGAGAAGCUGAUCAUGGUCAAGAAUGUGAAGAAGAUGCAGCAAUAUUAGAAUCUCUACAACCUCACAUGAAUCUGCGACAGCUGCAUAUAUCAGGAUAUGGGGCUAUCAAAUUCUCCACUUGGAUGAACACUGAAAAUAUUUCAUUACUCCCAAAUCUUGUAACAAUCACCAUUGAGAGGUGUUUUCGAAGCGAGGAACUCCCAUCAUUUGCAGAACUUCCUGGCCUUAAAGUCCUCAAACUCUUCUCCUUAAAUGAGCUGACUAGCAUCUACCGAAACUCCAACUCUUCAUCAUCAACAUAUUAUCCAGCCUUGAAAGAACUUGUACUGUUUGACUUGCCUUUACUGAGAGACUGGCCAAAACCAGAAGAGAAAGUUCAGCCAUCUCUGAUGAAGAAAACAGAAUGCUUUCCAUGCCUCACCAAGCUGAUGAUUACAGAUUGCCCAAACUUGUUAUCACUGCCAUGUCCUUCAUCUUUGGAAGAAUUGGUGAUUCACAACACUGCAGAUAAGCUUCAGUCUUCACUAACUAAUAAUGUACAGGCAGCAUACUUCCAAUGUUCCUGAUCAGCAUGAAAUCCAGUUUAGUUACAUCUCCAACAUUUUAGCUAAGAGGUUGUUACUAGCUAUAUUGAAUUCUAGGAAAAGCAAAACCCACAUCACCCAAUCAGCAUGAGACGCGUGUAGGAAAGGCACCGGUACACUUACAUUCCCCCUCUUAACUAUAUGUAGACAUAUAUUCGUGGUAGAAUAUUUGUCACGAUACAAAUGUCUCCAUAUUCGGUGAAAUCCAAAUGAAACAACUUCAUUAUGACAAAA